AUGCGCAUCGCCUCUCGCCAGCUGCUCUCCGCGGGAAAGUUGCUCAAAGCGGCAGCCCCCGCAGAAGUCGCCGCACUUGGCGGUGCAGGAGGCGGGCGUGGCCUCGCGGCGUCGGCGGCAAGUGAUACCAGCCGUCCGAUCGUGGCGAGCCUUCCAGAUCUGCCGUACGAUUAUGGCGCGCUGGAGCCGGUGGUGAGCGGCGAGAUCAUGCAGUUACAUCACGCGAAGCACCACGCUGCUUACGUGGCGGGUUACAACAAGGCCGUGGAACAGUUGGACGCAGCGCGGGGGAAAGGCGACACGGAGACGGUGGUGUCGCUCCAACGAGCGAUCAACUUUAACGGCGGAGGCCACGUGAAUCACAGCAUCUUCUGGAAGAACCUCGCCCCUAUCAGUGAGGGAGGGGGAGCGCCACCCGAGGGUGCUUUAGCGGCAGCCAUUGACGCCCAGUUUGGGUCGCUGGACGCCCUUGUCUCCAAGUUCAAUGCUGCUGGUGCUGGCGUGCAGGGGUCCGGAUGGGUGUGGUUGGGCCUUAAUGACCGGAAGAAGCUGGCGAUUGUCACGACAGCCAAUCAGGACGCGUGUGUGACUACAGGCCACGUGCCUCUACUGGGUGUUGACGUCUGGGAGCAUGCCUACUACCUUCAGUACAAAAAUGUUCGCCCCGACUACCUGAAGAACAUUUGGAAGAUCAUCAACUGGAAGGAUGUGGCUUCUCGCUAUGCAGCUGCUUAUUGA
Messenger RNA from Closterium sp. NIES-65, 738 nucleotides. NCBI's taxonomy places the organism in Eukaryota, Viridiplantae, Streptophyta, Zygnematophyceae, Desmidiales, Closteriaceae. The record is from the annotation of a GenBank genome assembly.